AUGCCCUCCACCCGGCAGUUCCCCUUCCUGAUCGACCCCAACAACGGGAAGCAGCUCUACGAGAGCGAUGACAUCAUCAACUACCUGUUCACGGAGUAUGGUGACGGCCAGGUGCCCCUCUCCCUGAGGCUGGGCUUCCUCACCACACUGACCUGCGGCCUGGGGCUGGCACCACGCGCCGGCAAGGGCGGCAAGUACGUGCCCUCGACUGUGCCGGAGCAGCCCCUCACCCUGUGGGGCUACGAGCUGUCGCCCUUUGUGGUGGUGGUGAAGGAGGCGCUGUCAGAGCUGGAGCUGCCCUACCUGCAGGUGACUGCCAGCCGGGGCUCCCCCAAGCGGCAGCUGCUGCUGGAGAAGCGCGGCACCUUUCAGGUGCCGUACCUGGAGGACCCCAACCAGGGGGUGUACCUGUUUGAGUCAUCAGCGAUAGUCAAGUACCUGUACGAUACGUACGCCAAGAAGGGGUGA
This is a messenger RNA of Monoraphidium neglectum, 468 nucleotides long. RefSeq lists its product as hypothetical. The transcript is spliced from 6 exons. Lineage: Eukaryota; Viridiplantae; Chlorophyta; Chlorophyceae; Sphaeropleales; Selenastraceae. Gene Ontology annotation, cellular component: chloroplast. The coding region runs from base 1 to 468 and encodes 155 amino acids. The record is from RefSeq and is a predicted model, not a curated record.